AUCAGUGUACUCGAUGAGUACGUGGUGGUAGUUAAAAUGAGUCCCCGCCGUACAGGUUUGCUCAUUUUGUUAUUUAAUUUAUAUUUAUUUGUGACAGAAAUUGUCGCUGAAGACAUUCUAGGAUGCGGGGGAUUCGUUAAAAGUCAUGCUGACAUCGACUUCGCCAAAGUUCAUAUAAAACUAUAUACCAAGGCUGGAAGUUUGAAGGAUGAAACCGAGUGCGCUCCAAAUAAUGGAUACUACUUCUUACCUCUUUACGAUAAAGGAGAAUAUGUUCUCAAAAUCGAACCCCCCAGAGGAUGGAGUUUUGAACCCACUGAAUUCAAUAUGAAUGUUGACGGAGUCACCGAUUUAUGCAGCCUAGGCAAAGACAUUAACUUCACCUUCAAAGGCUUUGGGAUAACAGGAAAAGUUACAAGUGAUGGCUCUCAUUCUGGGCCUAAAGGAGUUACCGUUUCAUUAUUUACGGAGAAGAACAGUGAAUCUCCUGUGGACACAACAGUCACUGCUGAUGGAGGCACAUUUUACUUCACUCCGAUCCAACCUGGCAAAUAUAUUCUACUCGCUUCACAUCCUCAAUGGCUGAUUGAAAAAUCCAAAGUUGAUGUUACUGUCAGAGAAGGAAACACUGAAUUGCCUGACAAUAGUUUAGUCGUUGCUGGCUAUGAUGUUAGUGGACGAGUUACUAGCGAGGAUGAGCCGAUGAAUGGGGUCUCAUUCAUUUUGUUUGGGAAUGGAAAGGCCCGAAACUGUGCGACUACGCCAAUCAAGGGAUUUGAGGCUAAAAGACCAUUGUGUCAUGUUCUCUCUGACAAAAAUGGACGAUUUACUUUUCCUUCUCUAUCAUCUGGUGAAUACAGUAUUGUGCCACAUUAUGCCGGAGCUCAGACAAAAUUCGAUGUCCAGCCAACCGAGUUGGCAUUUAAAGUCAACUAUGAGAGUGUAAUCCUCUCUCAGGAAUUCAAGAUAACUGGUUUCACAAUAAGUGGAAUUGUCUUUGCCUCAACACAAGGUGGUGGCUUGAGUGGAGCCAAAAUUUAUCUGAACAAAAAACACGUUGCUACUGCUAACAAGGAGGGUUAUUACAGAGUUGAUAACAUGAAAGCUGGGCAGUAUGUUUUCGAAGUCGAAGCUGACCUAGUACAGUUUGAAGAAAAGGUGGUCAAAAUAUCACCGAAUUCUCCAGAAUUACCUUCAGUAGCACCUUCCGCCUAUAAAGUUUGUGGAACAGUCACGCUUUCCAGUAAAGGAACAUUGCACCAUCGCAAGGUUGCUGUGCAAAAAGUUGCUUCUACAUUCCAUGAUGAAAUUCAAACUAAUCCCAAGACAGGAGAAUUUUGCUCAUAUCUCGGCCCAGGCAAAUAUCAAUUCAGCGUUUCUGUAACUAACGAAGAAAGCUCAAAAGGCUUGCAAUUCUACCCGCUUCAAUAUGAAGUUGAUGUUUCCACUGAGCCCAUAAGUAAUAUUAAAUUCCUGCAACUAAAAGCAACACUUGUAGGGAAAGUUCAGUGUUUGAGAAAUACCGACUGUAGUCAAGCAUCUGUUACUCUAAAAGUACUCGAUGGCGCAACUGUAAAGACAGUGCAGACUAAAGGUGGAAUAUACAAAUUUUCGGACGUCCUACCUGGUCAUUACGAAGUACUCAUAGACACGGAUGUCUUCUGUUGGGAAAGUUCUAGCCACAAGAUUUCAGUAACCUCAGAACAUGCGGAGGUGCCGCAGUUCAAACAAACUGGAUUCUCUAUAACUUUUAUUUCUUCUCACGACACCGCCGUCGAGUUCGCCGAUCCAAAGAGUUCUGAAAAAAUCACCUUGACCCUACCCAAAGGAAGCACUAGGCAUUGCGCCUCUACACCUGGUGAAUACCAGUUUGUACCAAAAAGCUGUCACGUUUAUGCAAGAUCUGCCUAUACUUGGGAUACAAGUAGCUUGUCGCCAGUGAUAUUAUCGUCGACUGAACAUAGUCACAAAGGAAGCAUCAUCAGCUCGGACGUUGUUAACGGGCUGAAGGUGCAAAUCGAGGGCACUGGAGAUCCUACAAUCUUGGGCCCUUUGAAACCAGUAAAAGAAGGGGAUUUAUAUAAAUACGAAUUCGAAUUCAAUGCAAAUACUGACAAUGAAUACGUCAUCACACCUCUAUCAGAUAUCCUCCUGUUUACUCCAUCAUCUACCAUGGUGCUUGGUGAAAACGAUUGUAAGGAUGACGUUGCAGUAUUUACUGGUGACAUGGGAAAAAUUGUAAGCGGCAGCAUUGUUCCUUCACUCGAAGGAGUGAAGAUCCAAAUCUUUGGCAAAGACAAAAGUGCACCAGUGCAAACGCUGGUAACUCAAAAGGAUGGCUUAUACAGAGUUGGCCCCCUUGGAGGAAAAGUUGAUUAUAGCGUGACUGCUGAAAAAGAUGGAUAUGUCAUUACUGGCCCUGAUGCAAGUGGAAAAUUUACAGCACAUAAACUAGCUGAGGUGAUUGUGAGCGUUUCAGAUCAGGCUAACAACGCACCAUUGCAGGGUGUACUCUUGUCCCUUUCCGGCGGACAGAGUUAUCGUAAGAAUAGUGUAACCGGUGAAGAGGGCCAGUUAAUUUUCAACUCUCUAUCUCCCGGCGAAUACUACCUACGCCCCAUGAUGAAAGAAUAUCGAUUCGACCCACCGUCAAAAAUGAUCAAUGUAGCGGAAGGUGCUACGGUUAAAGUUGAAUUAUCUGGUAAUCGAGUCGCGUUUAGCGCAUACGGAAUCGUAACUUCACUGAAUGGGGAACCAGAACAAGGUUUAUUGGUCGAAGCUGUCGGGCAGACAGAUUGUGCCUCUUUUCAGGAAGAAGCAACAACUGAGGAGAACGGAAACUUCCGCAUCAGGGGUCUUCAACCUUCUUGUAUCUAUGCGAUUCGUCUGAAACCUAAUACAGAUGCAAACGCUCAUAUACAGAGGGCAACCCCAAGCUCUGUCGCGGUUCAAGCUACCGAAGACAUACAUGGCAUACGCCUCAUCGCCUUCCAUCCUAUCUCACGAACUGACCUAUCUGUUCACAUUGAAGCUGCUCAUCCCGAACAUUAUCGAACUUUGAAAGUGAAACUCUGCAGAGAAGACAUGCCUGAUUCGCCCAUUCUUGUCUCGAAAUUAGACAGCCAACACACUUCGAAAAUUGGUAGUAGUUACAACUCAGGAUUUCUAAUUCAUUUCCCACCAUUGCAAGCGGACAACCGAAAGUAUUUUGUUCAAUUGGAAUCAUCACUGUCACAAACGUCACACAAGUACAAAACUGUUCCAAUAUAUUUCGAGGCGAACUCGUCUUUCAAGCACAUCAAGUUGUUCUUUAAUGCUGAGAGAAAAGUCGACCAGGGUGACGUCAAUCAAACAUCAGUUGUGGCAUUGCCUCUAAUUAUGCUGGUAGCGCUGGCAUUUUUGAACCGAGAAAAGUUAUGGAGUUACCUGACAACGUUGGUUGAAAAGUGGACCAAACCAGUACCGACCUCUAGAUCACCGGUUCAGACCAUUCCCAUCGAUCCUGGUGUAGAUAUCAUUGUUGAGCAGAUAAUGAACAUAAAUAAACGAAAAGUGAAACCACGAAAAUUAUAACUCAAAUGUUAGUGAUGCCAAUUCGCGAAAGUUGAACAAUUUGAACAAAUAAUACAUGUAUAUAUCCAUAAUUCUAUGUAUGCAAUGCAAAGUGCAUUUCAGCUCUGGUCCAAUGAUAACUGACCAACAUCAUAAACAUUUGUUGCAUCUUUUUUUAAGAUGAGCCAUAAUUAAUCAAGUUUUGGAAAUCUUCCUAUUCCCUAAUUCGCUGACCGAGACAUACUGUUCUCGCAGAGAUAUAUUGUUUUUUCAUCUUGGAAGUAGGAGUGGUCUAUUGAAUACUCAACUCAUUCCUGACAUUCAAAAUACUGGAGGGAUAAAUUUAGACAUCCAGUGAGACCAACUUGAAUAACUAAUUAAACAACAGUCAGAGAUAAUAUCUAGACUUUAGAAGUCCAACAUUGAAAAUUAAAUGUACGAUAAAAAUGAAUUGUAAAUUAUUGCUCACGAUGCAGCGAGCGUAGUAUAUCAACUGCGUCAAACGUGUGAGGAAAAUUCGAAUACGUAUUUUAUCACCCAGUAUUUACACGAUUGUAACUGUCUCCUCAUAAUUAGCGUAAAAUAUACAUACGAUUCCAUA
Molecule: messenger RNA, 4153 nt
Organism: Athalia rosae (coleseed sawfly)
Lineage: Eukaryota; Metazoa; Arthropoda; Insecta; Hymenoptera; Athaliidae
Product: nodal modulator 3
Exons: 14
Coding region: 37-3573 (1178 amino acids)
Cellular component (GO): endoplasmic reticulum membrane
Molecular function (GO): carbohydrate binding
Source: RefSeq, a predicted model, not a curated record